Molecule: messenger RNA, 869 nt
Organism: Drosophila grimshawi
Lineage: Eukaryota; Metazoa; Arthropoda; Insecta; Diptera; Drosophilidae
Exons: 4
Coding region: 317-646 (109 amino acids)
Source: RefSeq, a predicted model, not a curated record
AUUAAUGUGCAUUAUAAUCAAAUAAAUCAAAUAUAUUCACAGCACGCGCGCACAUUUCGCACACGUUUUGCAACACUGAGGGAGAGUGCAAGCGUACGUCAGUCUGCAGUUGCAUUCGUGUGUGUGUUUAACUAAAUUACACAUGAAAUUGUGGCUGCUGUUAGCUCACUGUCAAUGACGAAAGUAAAUUGAAAUCAAGCAGCAGCAGCACUUAAAGAAUGUCAUGCGUAGAAGAACGAGAACAACAACAGUGUCAUAGAGACUGCUUAACAAUGAAUUGAACACACACACAUACAAGCAGAGGUAUUCAUAAUAAAUGAAGACACGUACACACGCUCGGACUUUGGAUAUAUUCACACCAAAUAACUGUAAAAGAAUGCCGUUCUUCAAAAGCAUGUUGAAUGACAAUCUCAAGCAAGGUUCCGCACCAGACAACAAUCCCAACGAAUACACAAAAGAUACGGAUAUGCUAGCAACAGAUUUACUCGACGGAGGCCACAAGUUGACUGCGCUUGAGAACGAUGGAUCAUCUUUAACAACCGUAUGGAGUAGUUGCGGCUUGAGGAUCGAAUGCAGUACGGAUAACGUUAAAGUUCAAACCGAUCUACUUAAUUCGAUAGAAAACAGUGAAACCAACUCUCAAUGAACGAUCGGGCGCAACGAAAUAAGAUGCAAAAGCUUAGGCCUUGAUCAAAACCAAAUAAACUUGCGACAUCAAAAUAUGAAUUCAAACAAAUAGGAAAUUAAAAUUAAAGCAUGCAAUCUGAAAAAAAAAUAACGAUUCUCGGGUAAAAAUAAAUAAAAAAGACUAAAGAAUUACAGCGUGCUCUAAAUAUCAUCAUUUGCUGUGAAUCAAAUAAAUGCAGAGA